Messenger RNA from Oryza brachyantha (malo sina), 912 nucleotides. RefSeq names its product glycine-rich cell wall structural protein 1-like. Lineage: Eukaryota; Viridiplantae; Streptophyta; Magnoliopsida; Poales; Poaceae. Bases 124 to 639 code for a protein of 171 amino acids. The transcript has a single exon. The record is from RefSeq and is a predicted model, not a curated record.
CCCAACCUCCCCCUUCCUUCACCCUCCUCCAUGUCUCGCACGCCUGUCUCCUUUAAUGCCCCAUCUACUUAACGCCGGUAGCUAGCCACCACCACCUCGCCCUCAUCAUCAGCUAGCUUAGCCAUGGCCGGCAGCACUGCUCCCGUCGCUGUGCUCGUCCUCCUUUCGCUCGGGCUCGCGGCCACCGCGUGCCUCGCCGCGCGCGACGUCGCUGAGCUCAUGUACUCCGCGCCGCCCGUCGUCGUCAAGAAGCAGCCUCCCCGCGGCGGGAAGCCGUCCCCGCAGCAGCCGGGCGCGAACCCCGGCGUCGGCGGCGUCGGCGGCGCCGGUGGGGGCAUCCCGACCAUCCCGGGCUUCGGGAGCAUCCCCGGGAUGGGCGGCAUGGGAGGGUUCAACGUGCCCGGGAUGGGCGGCGGGUGGGGCGCCGGGUACGGCACCCCGAGCGGCGGGUACUCGCGCGGCGGCGUGGUGGUGCCCACGGUGGUGUGCUCCGAGAAGGGCCCCUGCUACAAGAAGAAGGUGACGUGCCCCAAGAAGUGCUUCUCGUCGUACAGCAGCUCCGGCAAGGGCUACGGCGGCGGAGGCGGGGGCGGCAGCUGCACCAUCGACUGCAAGACCAAGUGCGCCGCCUACUGCUGAUCGAUCGGACACGUACCACGGAUCAAUCUGUUCUGUGAAAAAGUAUAGUAUUCCACCAGGUAGAGUGUUUUGAGUGUGUGUGAUGAAUUAGGGGAUAUAAUAUAUAUAUAUGCAGUACGGUUAAAAGUUUAAGCUGAUGCUUGCUGGUGUUUAGUUUUUAAUUAGUAGCUAAUCAGUUCCAUGGAGUGUGUUCCUGUUUUUCGCUGCUCAGUUCAUUGGCUGGUUCUGUGGCUACGGUAUGGUUAUGAAUCAAUAAAGAGAAUUACUGUGAAA